AGGUAUGACAGAUACAAAAGACAGGUUCUCCCAGACCCCGGAAGCGUACCUCCAGUCCCACCACGUGGUUUCCUACCUGAACCACGCUCUCACCACUCUAUACACCGUCAAGGACUCCGACCCUAAACUCCAGCCUUUCCGUUAUCUGUCAGACUACUUUGCACGUGUCAGCGCGGGUAAUCAUGUGAUACACCAGGAUUACAGUUAUGUCUCCAUUAACCCGCACAACAGGGCUAGUUUUGUGAAGCUAUUCUGGAGGGUUUUUAAGAGUAUAGGUAACCAUGGCGACCUCCUCACUGCUAAGGAAUACCAUGCCCUCAUGCAGCUGCUUUGUCCUGAUUUCCCUUUUACUAUUGUCCAAUCUGCUGCCCGGAUAAUCCUUAUGGACGAUGCUAUCUCGGACUGCUUGAUGGCUUUCCAGGACUUCCUCUACGCGUUUCAAGUGCAGUUCUGCUACAAUGAGUUCCUUAACUCGUGCAGGGAGCUGUAUUUGUCUCUGUCGUCUGAUAAAGGGGCGGCUACCGGGGGCACUACCCCCCGACUAGAAGGGGUCGAGUCUAGUAUAUUUCUAGACGGUAUAACGGAUCUAAUAGCCAAUAACACGUACCACCAUCCCUCCAUUAGGGUGGUACACAGAGUCCUCGGCAAGUCCCUCAAACCUUCAUUUUACACAUACUUGCUGGGCAUUGCUAAUAGUGACACUAUUAACGCCAGUAUUGGGGUACUACCCAAGAAGGCACAGUGCCUCGACAGUGAUUCAGCAGCCAAAUCCACUAAAUCAGACUCUUGAGCUUCAACUUGCAGAAAAUUGUUUAUUUGUAUAAAUUAUAUAAAUGUUUUGUAAAUAUAUUCAGAUGUAAAUAUGUUAAAAGUUAUGUAGACGCAGUGUUGACUAUGCUUAAGUGCAGUGUAGACUCUGCUCCUAUAUAUUGUAUUGGUAUUUGUUACCGUUACUAGGACUAGAUAAUGAGAGAUCACUCUUAGAUGUGGCUAAUAUAUUGCAUCAUCAUUACUAUUACUAUUGUGUAGAUAUUUUAACUUGAUGCGCUAAUGCGAAAUUUAAGACUCCAUGCUAUUAAUACAUCUUGCAUCGUAGGUCAAGCCUGCGCAUCUUAAUGGUCCGUCUGAAGUACCGAUACUUCUUGACUUCGCUCCACUACUUAGAUUCUAACCUUGAUCUGCAAUUGACGGGUCAGAUCCUGCAGAACGCUAUUUACAAUUCAAUCGAGGAGAAUUACGGGCAGUUUGGUCUGGGACACGUGCAGGGGCGGAUAAAGAUAGUGUAUCUGGGUCUGUUGUCAGGAACUGCUCUGAUAAGGGUACCUGCAGACUUUGAGAAACAGUCACGAGUCUCACUGAGCAGCUUAGUUGUGGUGAACAGUAAAAGAUGUGUACUGAACGUUAUACACGUCGGAGGGACUAUCAGAUCUUGUCAGAAGCAGCUGGUGAAACAUAAUGUUAACGUUCUACACAGACAGAUGCUAGAUACCCAUGAUGUUAGAGAAAGAGAGCAGAUUAAAGGCGUUUUAGAAGAAACUCUGAAAGAUAUCCGCAACUUGGCUGUUAGCUGACGGGUUCAAAUCUCGAAACAUGGGACAUUCGGAUAAUAUUAACUAAAAGUACUAGCACGUUUUGGUGGCUUAAGCAAAGAAAAGGAACGCGACGGUUACCAGCGAAUUGAGAUAAAAUGGUGGCGCGCAACACGUAACUUCGCUCUAUCGAGGGUAGUUCAAGUUUCCUAUCCCACUGUGUCGAGAUUCGUUCAGAACAAUUUUAUACUGGUUUAUCACUGACUUGGUCGCCCGAUGAAUCAAUGUAUAUUAAUUUAUUGAUGUUAUAAAGUUUAAACACUUUUCUAUGCUUAUCGACUUCCUUUUAUUCUCUAAUGUCGGAAUCUGACGAGAUUGUCACGUGGAAGUUAUUGUAUCUAAUCAAUCUUAACCAACUAUCCCCCAGACCAUGGCUGUUUCCACGAAUGUAUCAUUUCUCCUGUCCUCUGUCCUGGCUAUCACUACCCUGGCAGCUAGCCAGACUUUUAAAGGUCAGCUUGCUGAAACUAAAGGGAUGACCAUACUCGGCGGGGGGAUUGCCUCCAUGUUCUUUAUGUUCGUACUGACAGCUAUCGGCAACCUCGAAGGUAUAAUGAUGGGGAAGGGAUUCGAAUUACAGCUCAUUCCUGAAGUUGCGUUUUCUCUAGUUCUCUCUUUGGUUGUGGCUGGUUCCAUUCACAGAGUCUCAAUAACAUGCUGUGUAAUAUUCUCCCUGGUUAUCCUCUACUUUAUGAACAGUAUCUCUCAGAAGACUCACGGUGUAUCAGAAGCUGCUCCUACUAAACUGGAGAAAAAGAAACGAAGAUAACUCUCUUACUAUAAAAUGCACAAUAAUAAAGCUGUGAACUUAUUAACCAGCAUGGUCACGCUCGACACUACUAGUACUAAUAUUGGGGUUAAUGCAUUUAUUUUGGAUUAUGACAAUUUCAGAUAAUUUAUUUUUACUAUGAGUUUAAACCUUGAUCUGUGAGACGAAUAUUUUUACUUCAAAUAAGUUUUGUGACAUAGUGAGCCAUGUUUGAAUUGUACAUUGUAAUGUGUAUAUUGAAGAGUUGUAUUAAA
Molecule: messenger RNA, 2612 nt
Organism: Bolinopsis microptera
Lineage: Eukaryota; Metazoa; Ctenophora; Tentaculata; Lobata; Bolinopsidae
Product: protein KRTCAP2 homolog
Exons: 3
Coding region: 1960-2358 (132 amino acids)
Source: RefSeq, a predicted model, not a curated record